AUGUCAGCGACGACGAAGGAACUUCUUAAAAAGGUGCGCAUGAUUGUGCCACCAAUGCUGGACAAAUUUCACAAAGGUCAAUUGGGUAGAGUAGCAGUCAUUGGAGGCAGCGAGAACUACACCGGCGCACCCUAUUUUUCAGCCAUGGCAUCCGCACGAUUAGGCGCUGAUCUCUCCCACGUCAUCUGCACCCCGCCAGCCGCCAACGUGAUAAAAACCUACUCUCCCAAUCUGAUGGUCCACCCCAUAAUGCGUGAAAUCAAUGAAGUGCCCGCCUCCCACGAACCCGCGACUGAACUCGCCUCUCCCAUCAUCAGUAUGCUCGGCAAUCUGCAUGCCGUCGUCAUAGGUCCGGGUCUCGGGCGCGACAAACUCAUGCAAGCGACCGUUGCUGUCGUCAUAAAGGCGGCGAGGGAGAAGAAUGUGCCAUUGGUAUUGGACGCGGAUGCGCUGUGGUUGAUUCAGAGUCAGCCAGAGUUGGUGCAUGGGUACAAGGAGUGCGUGCUCACUCCAAAUGUCGUGGAGUUUGGAAGGUUAGCUAAGGCGGUGGGGUUGGGAGAGGAUGACCUACCGGAUACUGGUGAAGCUGGGUGUAAGAAACUUGCAACGGCUCUCGGAGGGGUGGUUGUCGUGAGGAAGGGAGGGGUCGACUGGAUUAGUGAUGGUGAGAAGGCGAUUGUAGGUGAUGGAGAAGGCGGAAGGAAGAGGAGUGGUGGGCAGGGCGAUACCUUGACAGGAAGUAUCGGAACGCUGUUGGCAUACAGGGAUGCGUAUCACGAGAAGCUGUGGGAUACCGAGGGUGACUUGGAUAGAUCCGAAACAUUGAUGCUGGCAGCUUGGGGAGGUAGUACGAUCACAAGAGAAUGUUCGAGGCUAGCAUACAAGAAGCACGGAAGGAGUCUGCAGGCGAGCGAUCUGACAGAGGAAGUGUCUGUUGCCUUUGAUACCUUGAUUGGGGAGAAAGAGGAGAGUAAGCUGUGA
Letharia columbiana is the source of this 981-nucleotide messenger RNA. RefSeq lists its product as uncharacterized. Gene Ontology annotation, biological process: metabolite repair. Lineage: Eukaryota; Fungi; Ascomycota; Lecanoromycetes; Lecanorales; Parmeliaceae. The record is from RefSeq and is a predicted model, not a curated record. Gene Ontology annotation, molecular function: ATP-dependent NAD(P)H-hydrate dehydratase activity. The transcript has 6 exons. Bases 1 to 981 code for a protein of 326 amino acids.